UCGUCAUUGACCUAUGGCGAAGUGGAGCCAGGCGCUCAAACAGAAAAGUGGGACAGUGACGGCCGUUCCGAGUUCCUCCUAGGCAACUGUCCGAGCGCCCGAGAGAAGCUGAUGUGAUGGCGCUGCAGGGCAACGAAGCCGGCGCGUUAUACGGUCAGGAGGACAACCCGCAGUACGGAGCACCCGGGGCGUUAUACGGUCAGGAGGAUAACCCGCAAGACGGAGCACCCGGCGCGUUAUACGGUGAGGAGGAUAACCCGCAAUACGGAGCACCCGGCGCGUCAUACGCUCAGGAGGAUAAUUCGCAACACGGUGCACCCGGCGCGUCAUACGCUCAGGAGGAUAAUCCGCAAUACGCAGCACAGAGCGAUCGGAAUGUGCCGCAGUCAGGCAACAGCACAGCGAAAGAGACGGGAAGGGCUGCCUCUCAAAGAGGUCUACGUCCUACGAUACUUGUGCUUUCUGUGGUGGUGAUUGUUGUUGUGGCAGCUACGCUGGCACUUAUCACCUUCCCUGAAAUCCUAGGAAAAUCACGCGAUGAUGAGAGCGAAAGUAAUGGUGCCGGCGCAGAGCAGAUAUCGUACUCUGACUCAUCUGACAUCACUGGCACCACUCCUGUACAUGGUCCCAAGCCUGAAUGUUUCCUUCUAUGUGUAACCGAGAGGCCGGACCCCGAUGACAUCGACUGGAGUAGGUUCAUCGAUCGGCCGCUCCCAAAAGACCUCUGCAACAUCAUCUUCUACAGCCUCGAUAAAAAGAGUGAUAACAUCUUCAAGAACAAAGUUCCAUCCGGACAUGCUUUUACAAAGUUUCAGGAAUACGGAAAACGCAUUAUCAGUUCCAACUUCGGCAUCGACAUUUCAAUCUACCAUGCUAAGGAUACCAACCGCCGCCUUCAGGAAAAGGAAGGGACCGAUGCUUUCCACAGGUACUGGGCCAUGGGUUUCAAGAACUUUGCCGUUCUGGACAUGGAGCUGUCCCCACGAUCUGAGAGGAAGGACUACGGGGACGUGAAGGCUCUCCUGUCGACAUUGAAGAGCAAGGUACACGGCAAGAUGGGCAUAUUUAUUGGCAUCUCUGUCCUCCUCAAGAGCGACGACUCCUACGGCAAAGGGACAGAUAUCUUCAAUGAACUGGUCAGCACAACAGAUCCGGACGGCGUCCUUCUUCGCACCACGUAUCGCGAUUCCUUCUCCCCAGAUAAAUGCGCCUUAUGUGGAUCAUCAGUCUGGGCCAACGCACUUCUUCCUGAACAACCUUCAUUCGAGGGGACACUAGAGUUCAUGCAACACGUCCGAAUUUCACCAAAAGUCAUGAAAUUUCUCUCGUUCACCAUGGCUGGGCGAGGAUCAUACGCAAAAGUAGGCGAUUGGAAUCUUUCCGCAACAUGCUACAGUUCGAAGAGAUCGCAACCAUCACAAGUGGCAUGUCCAGGCGGUGCUUAUACGUACGAUAUAAAUAAACCUGGUGUUUCGAAAGUGCACAGCGCAUGGAUGGAGCGCAUGGCCAAAGGGGCAGACAGCAUACACAUCUUCGAAUGGAAGGAGACGAUCUCCAAAAAGAUAUGCUGGGCGUACAACGUCUACGGCUUCGAGGAAGGCUUCGUAGUGUUCGACUUCGGUCACGACGUCCUGAACGAUUGUGCGAGCCCGAAGUCGAACAAAGGAUUUGGCUCCAUUUUUCAAAUUGUGGACAACAUGACAACACGCCGCAGAAGAUGCAAAGAUGUCGAGCCACCUGACACGUGGAGACGUAACUUCCAGCACGUGUUAAAAUAAAUCAUCUUCGCUGCUGUGUG
Ornithodoros turicata is the source of this 1798-nucleotide messenger RNA. RefSeq lists its product as uncharacterized. NCBI's taxonomy places the organism in Eukaryota, Metazoa, Arthropoda, Arachnida, Ixodida, Argasidae. The record is from RefSeq and is a predicted model, not a curated record. Bases 117 to 1778 code for a protein of 553 amino acids. The transcript has 19 exons.